This is a messenger RNA of Coprinopsis cinerea okayama7#130, 636 nucleotides long. RefSeq lists its product as hypothetical. The record is from RefSeq and is a predicted model, not a curated record. NCBI's taxonomy places the organism in Eukaryota, Fungi, Basidiomycota, Agaricomycetes, Agaricales, Psathyrellaceae. The transcript has 5 exons. The coding region runs from base 1 to 636 and encodes 211 amino acids.
AUGCCGCCUACUGAUACUGUGCCAAAGUGGGCCAAGGGUGAACAUUACGGUCCUGUGCUGUCCCAGACGGACCUUUACCUGCUCAAUAUCCCACUCGAGCUUCACCCCAUCUUGCAAAAUACGGAUCCCAGCUUCCAUCUGUCUUUCAAUUUGACGAAUGGUGAGGCGGCUGGCUUCGACCCUAGCAAUCGAGAUCGAUCUCUACCCUUUACGCCGCGCGACCAGCCUGCUACUCUUCCCCGGGUUACCCAGCUUAUUAUCAUCACGACUUGGAGCCCGUGGUGUACGAUUGUGACGAAUGAUAAUGGGGUGACGUUGGGUGAUGUUUGUGUUAAGCUGUGGACUGAAUACUCCCAGAACACGGUGACGGAUGCCGAAUUCAACUCCCUCCCACCCCGACUGCAAGAAUCCGUUCGACGGUAUGCAGCGGCUAAUAUUGCUACAGCUGCGCAGAGCAACCAGCCUUGGGGAGGCUACUACCCGCCUCAAGCGCCCCCAUCUCAAUUCAAGCGAUACGAUUGGCUGAGGGAUCGUAUCCUGUUUGAGUGUCUGACGAAGGAGGGGAUGGAUGGAUAUAUCAGGAACAGGUUGGGCUUUACGGCGCCCAAUAUUUUCGUCAUGGAGUUGUCUGCUUGA